CAGCGCUUUCCUGGGAUGGACAGCUCCUAGGAUGAUGGUUGGUGCUGAAACUGAAACUGGAGCUGUUGUGUUGUGUUCUGCUAUUCUAUAUAUAUAGUGUAAUAUAUCAUAUGUAAGGACUUUUUAAUGACUCGUGCUUCAUUCGCAUCUCAAGAACGCAGUUUUGCACCAGCCGUGGGAUUUUAUUCUUUGCGAAAAUGUUUAUUUUAUGAAAUCAGAUUUUAAAUGCAUCGUGGGUUCUCAAAAAAACACCAGUAUUGGCUACCUAGUAUUGGUCAGAUCAGAUGUACUUUACUUCUCCGGGCUUGUACCACAGCUAUCAUUAAACAUCCUGCAAAUUCCAGUCUUUUGGGACUGUUGUCGCUUUGCUAUUACUUCCAGGAAUGAAUCUCAUGCAUCAGGUGUUAAAACUGAACUGAUUUUCAAAGGGCUGGAAUACAUACUGCCUUGAACUUGAUAUUGACGUUGGGGGAGCCAUUUGAGCAUGCACAGCCUUUUCACAGACUCGAAAACAUGGAUAACAUGGUCAUGGAACUUGCAGAGUUGAGACGGUUGGAUUUAUGUAAGAGUUUUGAAGAACGGUGAAAAACAACCAACCCUACAGUAAUCAUCUUUAAAUCCAGAUCGUUAAUCCUGAUUGUAAGACGCACCUGUUAGAAAAACAAGGAUACAAUAAUAGCAGCACAGCCAUGGGAAAGGAGGAGUGCAAGACACUGCUGGAUGCAUUGAACAAAGUGACCGCCUGUUAUAGGCACCUGGUCGUCACAGUCGGAGGAACCUCCGAUUCACAGAAUUUAAGAGAAGAACUGAGGAAAACGAGAAAAAAGGCUCAGGAACUCGCAGUAGCGAACAGAAACAAGCUGACUACCUUAUUACGAGACAAAACGAUUAGCAAAGAAGACAGAGCCGAGUACGAGAGGCUAUGGGUCAUCUUUUCCACAUGCAUGGAAUUUCUAGAGGUCGAUAUGAAAAAAGCUUUGGAAAUUGGCCAGGAGUUCCCGUUGAACGUUCCCAAAAGGCACCUGAUCCAGUCUGGGAUGAGCGGCGGCACCUCUGGGGUGGCGGCCCGGGCUAUGAGUGCCCAAAAUAUGAAGUACGAAUGGGACAGUGAUAUCGAUGUGGCCGAUUUGAAAGAGUUGGAGAACGAGAUUAACCAGGUCGGAGAAAUGAUGAUGGAAAUGGAAAUGAAGGUGAACGUUGCAAACUGGACAGUUGAGGCUAAACAAGACCCCGGUGCAGAGUUGAAGUCGACCAUAAGCGUGGGAGCUUCUUCUGUCGGUAUGAUUUCUAUCAACGAGGAAACCAAAUCGGCUUGUGAUCCGACCAGAGUUUUGGCUGGGGUUAUAUUCUGUGCUUUUUUGUUUAUUGCAGUUAUUUUAGCUGUAUUAAUUAUAAAACUCUCUUGAAAUCUGUUUUUUUUUUCUUUUUUUAAAUGAAACACAUCAGUCGUGUUUAAAAUGUGUCUAGUGCUUUCAUCUCCAAGACUUGAUUCCAGUUGCUACACAUAUAACUCCACAAUCCCUUCUAUUUGAUACAUUUUAGGAGGAUGACUGAUGCUCGUAUGUGUAAGAUAUGACCAGAUAACUGUAGCCUAAGUGAAAUUCUAAGCAGAUGCAAUGUGCUGCUAAUCUGACUGAAUAGUUGUUAUCCCUAUUUAGUAUAUAUUAGCAAACUGAUAGAGGAUGGAUAGUCAAUACAAUCGUGCAAUAUGUAAGUGAAAUAUAUUGAAGACAAUUGAUAACAUCGCUGAAACUACUCAAGUGUUUUCUAAUGAUUUAUUAUUAUUAUUAUUAUUAUUAUUUGGCAGACGCCUUUCUCCAAAGCGACGUACAGGUGACAUAACAUAUUAUAAAUAAAGUUAUUGAUGCUAACUGUUCACGAGAUCUAAUUCAAGAACUUAGCUGAUAUGUACUCAUUUUUUUAACCAUACUGUGAAACAACAGGAUUUAACCUCCUAAGUCCUAAGGGUUAAUUCUGAAAAAAAGAAAAUUAAUACCGUAGUAUCACCAGGGAUUGACUCAGGAGUAUCUACUAUAAAUAGAUGACGUUUCUCUCUACUAAAUCAGUCUUAUUCUAAUAAAUAACCAGUGGAAACUUCAAGUUUAUGUUUACGUAAAUGGGUACGGUUUAUUAACGACAGUACUUGUCCUUUCAGUAUUAAUAUAAAUCCGAUAGGUGUUUUCAAAUAUUAGCAGUAUUGGACAUUACACGGCCAUGCACUAUUUCAAUAUGCUUUUCUUUUAGUAACAGGUUUAGCAUGGAAAUGCCAUUUAAAACAUCCUACUGUUUCGAUCAGUAGCAGGAGCAUAUGCCUCACGCUCGAGAAAGACAUAUUAGUGAACGUAAAAAAAACGAACGAGUGGAUGCCAUUUGGACCAGCAGUUUUGGUCAGGUUCAAAUCCAAUUACAGGGAGUGCUGCAGAGACUCAUAGGGUGUACUAUUCCACAGUGACGUGAUCGAAAAGGGUUCUUCUGCUUUAAAGGAACCUAAUGAGUUAGGAUCAACAACUUAUUUGUCAAUAACAAAAACUAUGGUAACUGUGUGCAAUUAUUUAAUAAUUCAUAAAUUUACCCCCCCCC
This is a messenger RNA of Polyodon spathula (Mississippi paddlefish), 2580 nucleotides long. Its product is annotated as regulator of G-protein signaling 9-binding protein-like. NCBI's taxonomy places the organism in Eukaryota, Metazoa, Chordata, Actinopteri, Acipenseriformes, Polyodontidae. The transcript has a single exon. Gene Ontology annotation, biological process: G protein-coupled receptor signaling pathway; detection of light stimulus involved in visual perception. The record is from RefSeq and is a predicted model, not a curated record. Bases 690 to 1406 code for a protein of 238 amino acids. Gene Ontology annotation, cellular component: photoreceptor outer segment; neuron projection.